GCCGAGGAGUUCCCAAUGAUUAAUGAAAGCGUUUGAGUGAAAAAGACCCAUGUCAACAAAACAUGUCUGACGUGGAAUUUCACGAUGAAACGGACCUUAAUGAGGUCUCUCUGGAAGGUGACAUUACUGUGCCUGGACUUCAGACCACUGAUGAUGAGUUAUCUACCCUAGAUGAGCCCGUAAAGGACACCAUUAUGCGAGAUCUAAAGGCAGUGGGAGUGAAGUUUUCCCAUGUCCUGUACCCAAAAACUAGCACAGCCCUGCUCAGAGAAUGGGACCUGUGGGGACCCUUGAUUCUGUGUGUCUUCAUGGCAAUGAUGCUACAGAGCGGGUCUGAUGACCUGGACAAGCCUGGAGAAGGGGGACCACAGUUUGCCGAGGUGUUCUUCAUCUACUGGGUCGGUGCUGUUGUCGUCACAUUUAACACAAAACUUCUAGGAGGAAACAUCUCAUUUUUCCAGAGCGUGUGUGUAUUAGGUUACUGUGUGUGCCCGCUAGCCAUUGCCCUUGUCGUGUGCCGAUGUAUUCUCAUCAUAGAUGAACAAACAACGCCCCUUUUCAUCGUCAGAUUUGUGGCUGUUGUUGUUGGAUUUGCCUGGUCUACUUUUGCAUCCACAGCGUUUUUAGCUGAAAGCCAACCACCAAAUAGAAAAGCCCUGGCUAUGUACCCUAUAUUUUUCUUCUAUUUUGUCAUUAGUUGGUUAAUUAUUUCACAUACUCAUUCGUAGUAAUUGCAUCCCUGUCUUCCAUGCAUUUGUCAUAAAUGUAGUAAAAUCCAUGUACAUAAUUCAUGAACAAUAAUUUGUAAAUACUUUGCGCUAUUUAUUUGUUUUUAUUUGAACUCAGAAAAUGUCUUACACUAUUGCUAUUGUUUUUUAAGUCCAACCUGCUGAAUUUCAAUGACGUAUAAAAGUAUGAGUACAUUAUUAUCGUUAGCUUUUGUGUUCACACUGUGAUAUACCUGCAUGCCGAUUUGGUAAUAACAAUUUAUGUAGUUAUUACUUGUUCUUUAAUACAUGUAUUGAUUUAAAGUCUCUCUGGUGUACAUGUAUACAUGAGAUUAACUGCAUUAAAAUGAAUGUCUAACUUUAUAAGCUAAUAUAUGGCUAUAAUUGUAAAGUAGCACUAAAUAAACUGUAUUCGUUUGUAAUUUGCAAAACAGAAACCUAAAAAUAGCGAAGUAUACUAGGUACGUAUAUGGGGAAAAAAUUAUAUAAAUUAUUUAAAUAAUAAAGGUGUUUUUUUUAAAUAAUUUGUUAUAAAAAUAUGAACUCUGGGCUUAAGGUAGAGCUUGCUUUUUGGGAUACAUGUAUUCCAUGUCACCUGUCAUUUAAGUAUUUGUUUUAUUGUAACAUAAUGGGAAAUAAACAAAAAAAGA
Messenger RNA from Mya arenaria, 1378 nucleotides. RefSeq names its product protein YIPF6-like. Lineage: Eukaryota; Metazoa; Mollusca; Bivalvia; Myida; Myidae. Gene Ontology annotation, cellular component: trans-Golgi network; membrane. Gene Ontology annotation, biological process: endoplasmic reticulum to Golgi vesicle-mediated transport. The record is from RefSeq and is a predicted model, not a curated record. Bases 63 to 728 code for a protein of 221 amino acids. The transcript has 7 exons.